CGGGUCCUCCUCCUCCUCCUCCCUCUCCGUUUGGGAGCUCGGUGUCUCUCUUUCUCGGGGGGGCCGUUGGGUCCCCCGCAGCCGGAAUGGCGGUCCCCGCGGGGUCUGCGGCCGGAGGAGCCAGGGGCGGAGCGGGGGCGGUGGCCGAGUGGGGCGCCUUCGAGGACAACAUGCAGGGUGCGGGUUCUGCUGUGAUUGACAUGGAAAACAUGGAUGACACAUCUGGCUCCAGCUUUGAAGACAUGGGUGAGAUGCAUCAACGCAUAAAGGAAGAGGAAGAGGUGGAUGCAGAAGCAGCUGCAGCAGAUGAAGAAGAUGGAGAGUUCCUAGGGAUGAAAGGCUUUAAGGGACAAUUGAGUCGGCAAGUAGCCGAUGAGAUGUGGCAGGCAGGGAAAAGACAAGCCUCAAAAGCCUUCAAUCUGUAUGCCAACAUUGAUAUCCUCAGGCCCUACUUUGAUGUGGAGCCAAACCAAGUUCGGAAUCGGUUGCUGGAAUCCAUGAUACCUGUAAAGAUGAUUAAUUUUCCCCAGAAGAUAGCAGGUGAGCUGUAUGGUCCCCUCAUGCUGGUCUUCACGCUGGUGGCCAUUUUGCUGCAUGGAAUGAAGACAUCAGAUACAAUUAUUAGGGAAGGGACACUGAUGGGCACUGCAAUUGGCACCUGCUUUGGUUACUGGAUAGGUGUCUCCUCCUUCAUUUACUUCUUGGCAUACUUGUGCAAUGCUCAGAUCACCAUGGUGCAAAUGUUGUCACUACUGGGCUAUGGACUUUUUGGGCAUUGUGUUACUCUCUUUAUCACCUACAACAUCCACUUUCACUCCCUUUUUUAUAUCUUCUGGCUGGGGAUUGGUGGUCUUUCUACACUAAGAAUGGUUGCUGUAUUGGUGUCACGUACAGUGGGACAUACUCAGAGACUCAUCUUGUGUGGAGUGCUUGCUGCCCUGCACAUGCUUUUCCUCCUUUAUCUGCACUUUGCUUAUCACAAGGUUGUAGAAGGCAUCCUGGACACAUUGGAAAGACCCAACAUCCCUCCCUUUCAAAGAGUUCCCAGAGACAUUCCAGUUGGCUCCAUUCUGAAUACAACUACCAGACCUGUUGCUGCGCUGACCUCAUAGCCUUACAGACUCAUUCUCCCUGCCUCUUCAUGGGUCAUAUAUUCUGCUGCUGUUACCAGGGAAGAAAGAAAAAGUAACAAAAGCAGGACUUGGUUUCAUUUGCAGACCUCAUCUUGAAAGUGAGGGCAGCAGGUUCCCAGCAUGUUUCAGAGGAACAGCUUUUGUGCAACUUUGGCUGGAUUGUGCGAGGCAGAGCCUUUCUCCUGGCCGAUGUAUAUCUAGCUGGGAUUGCAUAGCUCAGACUUUUCCUCCAUACCUUUGUGCUUGCUCUUGUCUUUUUAGCCAGUGUACGUGUAAUCCUCUCUUUUGCCGAGGGAAGAAUUAAAUUAAAUUAAUGGCGGUUCUAAGCAA
Sceloporus undulatus (fence lizard) is the source of this 1463-nucleotide messenger RNA. It is a transcript of the gene YIPF3, whose product is annotated as Yip1 domain family member 3. Gene Ontology annotation, cellular component: Golgi apparatus. The transcript has 9 exons. Lineage: Eukaryota; Metazoa; Chordata; Lepidosauria; Squamata; Phrynosomatidae. Bases 87 to 1112 code for a protein of 341 amino acids. The record is from RefSeq and is a predicted model, not a curated record.